AUAAAAACGAAGAGGAAAAUAAAUAUCGAGUAAUAAUAAACCAACAACAAACAACAGAGAAAAGCUAAACUAUGGUUUAUUCCAUAAAGAACAGUGAAACUGGUGAGUUUGAGUAUUUCUAUACCGAUUCAGCACGCAUCAAGCAGCCAAAAUAUGAUGAAGAGACCGGCGAACCGGUCUACGAUCAAAUGAAAGUCCGCUACCGCAAGCAUGGCAACUUCCAUGUGCCCAAGCGCUAUUUGCGUGGCACCAUUUGCGACGAGGUGGACAAGGUGCUGGCCAACAAGCAUCACGAGGAUUGGGCAAAGCAUGUGAUCGGCAGCAAAGCCACAAAGAGCGCCUCCAAUGAAAAGAAAACGACGCCCGGCUACGAGCGCGAGGAUUACAUCAAAAUGGAUGGCGUGAGUAGCAACAUCAUAUUGGGCUACGAACGCAACAACUCCUUCCUGCUGUUUCUGAUACCCACACUCUUCUCGUGGAACCUCUUUCUGUGCGGUUUGCUCUCCCUGCUGGAGAUCGGGCUGCACAUGAUGUCGCACUACAAGAACUCCCUGACCAUGCAGAAGAACCUAUAUUUUCGCAGUCCACUUCACGUCCUCUCCUCCCAGUUCUGUGCGAUCUGCCGCAACGAGUCCGGCAGCAAAUACAAUCGCACCUUCGACAUACUCAACGAACAGAUGCGAGUGGCGCAUCGCACCGCAUUGAAGAACAUGGCCAAGGCCAUGGGCUGAGUUGCGAAUG
This is a messenger RNA of Drosophila hydei, 741 nucleotides long. RefSeq lists its product as uncharacterized. Lineage: Eukaryota; Metazoa; Arthropoda; Insecta; Diptera; Drosophilidae. The coding region runs from base 72 to 731 and encodes 219 amino acids. The record is from RefSeq and is a predicted model, not a curated record. The transcript has 3 exons.